AUGAAUGUGGUGGAGGCAGGAACACCUGAUCUAGCUCGAGGGUCGGAUAAGCUCGAUGUCCAAAAAUUGAACCGCGUGACGGAUCAGUUACACGAAGACUUGGCUCGUGAUCGGGCCCGGCGUUAUGAGCUUCAUGGCAUUGUAAAGGACAAUUACAAAUCCUUAGCGUACGAUCGUUCAAACGAUUGUGCCAUGUUUGCGCUUGCGCUGCUUGAGAACAAACGUUCCAUUCGUUCCCUUCGUGACGAGCUGACUGCAGCUCAUCAGGACAUCGCUCAGCUGCGUGAGUAG
This is a messenger RNA of Peronospora matthiolae, 291 nucleotides long. NCBI's taxonomy places the organism in Eukaryota, Oomycota, Peronosporomycetes, Peronosporales, Peronosporaceae. The record is from the annotation of a GenBank genome assembly.